AGGAGACCUUGUCGGGCAACGAGCUGAGAGGAUGGGAUUUUUAAAGACUUCUCUGGUUUUGGUCUAUGCGUUUCUCUUAGUAAGGGCAACAGACAAUGGGCUUCAAGAGCCAACUGGGGAUGGUUUUACAGAGUGCAGGAAACGGCAAAACUUGACUGCCCUUGAGGUUCUGCCUGGAGGAGGCUGGGACAACCUGAGGAAUCUCGACCGAGGACGAGUGAUGAACAUUAGCUACUCGCUGUGUAAGACCAGUGAGGAUGGGAAAUAUUUCAUCCCAGACCAGGUCUACGUGGUGCCCCAGAAACAGACCAGCAUGGAUAUUGUGUCGGAUAUGAUCAACAGCUGGAUGGACUACAAAAGCUCCACCAGUGCCUCGAUCAACUCUGAGGUGUCCUUCCUUUCUAUCCUGAAUGCCAAGUUCUCCGCCAGUUUUGAGAGGGUCAAGACUCACCAGGUGCGGGACAGCAGCAUGACCACAAGAAUCCAGGUGAGGAACUUAAUGUACCGGGUCAAAUCCAUACCCAAUUUCCAGCUGGACCAAGGGUUCAAGCAGCAGCUGAUCGAGAUAGCCAACUACAUUGAGAACAACCAGACCAAAGCUGCCGAUUACUAUACCCAGUUGCUUGUUCUUAACUACGGGACCCAUGUGUUGACUGGUGUCGAUGCUGGUGCUAGCCUGGUGCAGGUGGACCAGAUAAAGUCCAGUUUUGUGUCCGAUAGCUGGAGUCGAAAGUCCAGCAUCAGUGCCUCAGCAGGAGCCACCUUCUUCCACACAGUGAAUGUGGGCUUGAGCAGUCAAGUGGAGAGCACUGAUCAGUUCACCAGACAUUAUGUGGGCAACAGAACACACUCAAGGAUUGAGAGCAAUGGUGGUGUGCCCUUCUACCCUGGAAUCACCCUGCAGAAGUGGCAGCAGGGGCUCUCCAAUCAGCUGGUGGCCAUCGACAGGAGUGGACUGCCCCUGAGCUUCUUUGUGACCCCAAUGAACAUUCCCGAGCUGCCGAAGCCCACGGUAACCAAGCUCUCCCAGGCUAUCGAGAGGGCCAUCACCCUCUACUACACCGUCAACACCCACCCGGGCUGCGUGGACCUCAAUUCUCCCAACUUCAACUUCCAGGCCAACCUCGAUGAUGGCUCCUGUAAGGAGGCUGGCACCAAUUUCACCUUUGGAGGCAUCUACCAGCAGUGCACCCCUCUGUCAGGACCAGGCGCUCAGUCCCUGUGUCAGGCCCUGACCCAGAAGAACCCCCUGACUGGGGCUUUCAGCUGUCCUUCUGGUUACUCGGCCAUUCGCCUGCACUCAGGCCUACGGGAGGAGGGUGUCAGCCAGUAUGAGUGUCACCGCCACUGCCACUCAUGUUGGAUUGUGCUGAGCUGCUGCAAAGACGUGUGUGGUGAUGUUUACUACGUGAACAAGGCCCACUUUGACGCCUACUGGUGUGCGGCGACGCCAGGCACCUCGGUGCCCCAGAACACGGGUUACCUCUUUGGCGGCCUUUACGGCCCCAAGUCCAGCAACCCCCUGACCCAGGGCCACUCGUGCCCCAUGGCCUUCUACCCCCUCCACCUCUUUCAGCACCUACGGGUUUGUGUGAGUGAAGACUAUGAGAUGGGCCUCCGCUACUCGUUGCCCUUCGGCGGCUUCUUCAGCUGCGAGGCAGGCAACCCGCUGGCUGCCCAGCCUCAAAGCCCGGGCAAGGACUCUGCACGGGAGGAGGCCAGUGCUUAUCCCAAGCGCUGCCCCAGUGGUUACAGCCAGCACCUGGCUGCUAUCAGCGAUAGCUGCCAGGUCCUCUACUGUGUGAGGUCGGGCUCCUUUAAUGACCUCAAUUUGGCCCCCAUCAACCUGCCUCCAUUCAUGCACCUUCCUCUGCUCACCAUGGGCUCCACCAAUACGGUGGUUGUCAUGUCUGAGUACCAGGAGCCUUGGGUGAAGGACACGGCCACCAAUCUGUGGAGAGUGGUCCCCGUCUCAGAUGCCCGCCGCUUGUUUGGCGCCAGUCCUUCCAGAGGACCUGGGGUGGCAGCUGGCAUCUCCAUUGCCAUCAUCCUGGCCCUGGUUGGGAUGCUCGGCCUCACCUUCUACGCCAGGAAGCGCUGCAGGAACCGGGGGUACCAAACUCUGGAGAGCGAACAUCUGGUGAUUUCCACCUCCAGCUGUGAGAACGCAGAGAGCCAGGACUCUCCUGAUCCAAACACUGAUGCCUGAAUCCCAGUGGGUUCAGGCUAGCUCCUUGACCACAACUGGAACAAAGACUGCAGAGCCUUCCUACAUCCACCCAUGGAAUGGACAGAGCAAAAAAAAAUCAAUGAGAGUGAUGGUCACAUGAACAGCGAUGGUGUUGAGUCUGGGUUGGGUAUUUAAGGAGAAACAGUGAGAGAGUAAAAUGUCUGGGUGAGAUGUUAACAUCUCAGGGCAGGAUGGAAGAGAGUGGGAUUAGAUUGAUUGGGAAAUAAACAGAAGAGUGGGAUAGACUGAUGGGGAUAUUAAAAGAAACCACAUUGGUUUAGACUAACAGACACUAAUUGGCCUGUUUCUAACUGAAUAAUUUAUGUGACUUGAACUGCAAUUCUGCCAACCUUACUAUGACGAAUGUCCAAUAAACGUCACACUCUCUGCCAUUUUUGUACCCCUUUGAACCAAACGAGAACAUAAUGUUUGUGAAUCAUCCAUUAAUUAUUACUGCAAAUAACAUUACUGGUAAUUUUUAUUAAUCAUACUAAGAGGUGCUACAAAUUGAGAGUAAUUUUAGGGUGUAUAAUACUACUGUAACAUGGAGAGACAGAAAACAAUAAAACAUUAAGAUCCAGUUGUGGUGUCUUUGCAAAAUAAAAUUGAGUUAGAUUCA
Pristis pectinata (smalltooth sawfish) is the source of this 2849-nucleotide messenger RNA. RefSeq names its product macrophage-expressed gene 1 protein-like. Gene Ontology annotation, biological process: defense response to bacterium. The coding region runs from base 32 to 2209 and encodes 725 amino acids. The record is from RefSeq and is a predicted model, not a curated record. Lineage: Eukaryota; Metazoa; Chordata; Chondrichthyes; Rhinopristiformes; Pristidae. The transcript has a single exon.